Symbiodinium sp. CCMP2592 is the source of this 2118-nucleotide messenger RNA. The record is from the annotation of a GenBank genome assembly. NCBI's taxonomy places the organism in Eukaryota, Dinophyceae, Suessiales, Symbiodiniaceae.
AUGGAUGGUGGCAGCGUGGACGACGCCAACCCGAGCCGGGUUGAAGACCGAGUUGAGGCCAGUUUUGAAGUCGGAGCAGCGUCGGAGGACGACCAGGUCGAAGUGGCCGAGAACAAUGGUGAGGCACUUCGCUUGCCGGAAACUCCGGCGGAGGCGCAGGAUGGGGGGCCCCAUGCGGAGGUGUUCGCUGCGUCGCAGCGGGAGCGCCUGGGCCUGUCCCGGUGGGCGCAGUUUUCAAAGGAUGAUUUGAUGAUGCUGAAGGACCUGCCGCAAUCACAUGUGAAGCCGAUCAACUUCGACCAGUCGAUCGAUCAGGACAACGGGCAAAUUCUGCGCACAAAAGGCGACAAGGAGAACGGCGAAGACGACCGCCCAGCCCGUCGCCGCGACCGCGGAGACCGCGCAGACCGCGGUGGAGACCGCGGUGGAGACCGUGGGGACCGCGAUAGAGGACGCAGGAACAACUUUGAGCAUGACUUUGAACACGAGGACCAGAACGAGAAAUGGCGGAAUCGCCAAGAGCGGCACGACCGCCGCGAGAAUCGCCACGAAAGGGACCAUGACUGGCACGACCGGAACGACCGGCCUCCGCGGGACUCCAGGUGGAGCACUUGGGGCUAUGGCGCCCAUGGCGCCCAGGCAGACCCUUGGAGCACGUACGACGAGCCAGAACCCCAAUGGGACAUGCCGGACACCUCCGCGGUGAACGAUGGCGGCAGUUUGCUGGACUGCACGCUGGGCGAUAUUCGAAAGUACAAUGCUCCGCCUGCACCGACACCUACGAGUGAGCGCAACGGUAUCCCUGAGCCGCCAGUACAACACGCACCACUGACCGCCCCGGAACCCGAAGUCCAGGUUCGCGAGGGGGCGCCGAAGGAGGACAAGCAGCAAUCUCGAGGAUCCAGUAGGUGGUUUGCCAAUGACAAACCAUCGCCCGAGGUAAAGCAAGACGACGAGGAUUUUGAAGUGCGUCGAAGCGAGGUGCCGGUGGUCAGCGCUCCUGCGCCGCUGGCACCCGCGCCGCCCACGCCCAUCGUUGUAGCGCCUGCGCCUGCUCCAAAGUUGGCAGCGCCCUUGGCGCCCAUCGCUGAAAGGCCUACUGCACAGCCAAUGACACCAGGUGUCCUCACAUCUGGCGGCUCUGGCCACUCCGGUCUCCACGGAGCCACGGGGAUGCGCAAUCCGCCCUCCGCCGCCGCCCAUGGCAAAGGCUCCUAUUGGAACGACAGGGCACAACCGACAGCCGGGUCACAGAAGCACGGCACAAACACCGCCGGCAGCCAGAUCCUCUCCAUGAUCGGCGCCAGGCAGAAAGAACCAGUAUCACAUCAUGAACCUUCUGCGAAUGUUCCGAACAAGGUAACAGUCGCCGAUUUGUUCCAGAUCGCCAAAGGGCAAGAAUUGCCACCCAUUCCAGCAAUGUCUAGCCAGUGCCCACCCAGUAGCACAGCCACUGGGCCAGGAAUGCAUUCAGUCGAGGAAGAGAAGGCGCUCCGCCACCGCAAAGCUGCGCGAGACAUCUGGCAAGCGUCACACGCCGCUGCUCCUGCGGGCCACAACCCGCCAGACAGGCAAGGAAACUACCACGGACCUGGCACAGGCAGACAGCGUGCUCCGGAGUGGGGCGAUCAGUAUGCACAGACACGAGCUCCAGCUGCGAACCACGCGCGUGGGGCGAAGGCUCCGCCUGGGUAUGCAAAUCCUCCAGCUCACCCGACGUUGACCUCACAUUUCCAGAGUGCUCGAGCACCCUACGGCACGUACAGUGCCGCACAGGAGGCCCACAUGCCUGCAGGGGAGCGCUACGACACCGUGGCCAAUGCUACGCUCCCUGCCAAGCCACCUUCGCAGGCAGCGCCACUUACGGCAGCUUUCACUGCAGUGCCAGGAGGGCCAGGACCAGGACCCCCAGGACCGCCUGCAGGACCGCCUGCAGGACCGCCUGCAGGACCUCCAGGACCAGGGCUCCGACCAGAACUUGGCGCUAGGGCCGGCGGAGCGAUGCCCACUUUCCCGAGCCCCCAGGCGAGCUACCACAGUGGCCUUCAGCCCUCGGGUCUGGGCCAGCGAGAUGGCCAGUUCGAUGAGGAAGCUGAAGCCGGCUGCUCCCAAAGCUAG